CCUUUCCAUACUUUCAUUGAUCGGCGAGGUUAUUGUGAUUAAAGAUUUUGUUUAAUUAGUACUAUUUAGAUUAAAAAAUCUUAAUCAUUGCUAUCCAGAAUAUCGGGUACAAUCGGUGUGAUAUUUGUCCGACAGAAGUUAAAUCCAACAACAGGACUUGGAAUCUUUUGAGAUUAUACAAGUGCGGAAUCAUCUACAACAACAUCCAGAAUUCCUCUCCUUUCGCAUCGAUACGUAAAUCUUUCUUUCUUUCUUUCGGAAUUCACGAAGAGAAUUAAACAUGUCCGGGUCCCGCUUAAGCAAACAUCUUGUCGCGAUUUUCAUUCUCGCAUUUACACUACUCAUCAUCUCAAUCUUUGCCAUCGUUUUCAUUUCUAUGGACAUCAUUCAUAUUCCAUACAUUUCCCGCGGCUUAGCUUCAUUCUUCUCAUGGAUAAAUGUUAUUCUUGCACCAAUAUACCCGUUCUGGGCUCCUCUAACCCUUGCUUUCUCCAUCAAACUAUGUCGACACGAGACAUUUCCCAAACAAGGACAAUGGAUCACUUCAUCCAUUCUGAUGUUUUCACAGCAUCUUGCACAAGUAUUUGUGAAUACUAUGAAGGUUUUUGGAUUUUUCGAUGGCGUUUGCAAUUUUAGGAAUUGCUGGCAUGAAUAUAUUCAGACUGGGUCGGUUGCUGUUGUGAUUAUUGGUGAGGUUUUGGGACUUUCUUGGGAUGCAAAUAUUCUUCAGAAUUGGGUUGAGAAGUUGGUAUUAGUCUGUGAGAAGGAGGAAGAAAAAGAGGCGGCUAAAAAUACUGAGGAUGGGAUGGAAAAGGGUGUUGUUGAUCAUUCUACAAAUGAGAUUGAAUAUUUGGAAGAUAUCAAGUCAGGUUUAGAUGAGGAACAGGUGGUCAUUGAGGCAGUUGAUAUUGACGAGAGCAAGCCCGUGAAAGUGUCGGAGGGCGAGACGGUCAAGCAGGGGGAUCAAUAGUUCAGACCGAAUUUUAUUUCUCGAAUCUUCGAUGUUGGGAAAUAUUCGAAUGUUUGAAUGUUUGAAAACGGUCCAAUCAUCGGUGGAUACAUUGUUCCUCUGGAUUUUAAUAUCCAGAUCGCUUCGGCAUACGAAAAAGCUUUCUGUAUCAAACAUCCAUCACUCUUGGCUUACAAUCCGAGCUAUCAGAAGUGGCUGAAGUGGAUGGUGACCGAUAGAAAUUUUCAUAUAACGAUAGCUCAAGGAGAAAACACUUACACUGGAGUCUCUCCUUAGUUUGUUUUUACUUGCGAAAUGUAACAUCUGAUAUGGGCGCAAUUCAAUA
Molecule: messenger RNA, 1295 nt
Organism: Sclerotinia trifoliorum
Lineage: Eukaryota; Fungi; Ascomycota; Leotiomycetes; Helotiales; Sclerotiniaceae
Source: the annotation of a GenBank genome assembly